ACAAAAAUGGCGGCGCCCAUGUUACAAUGGAGACUGUUGUCGGUGACUAAUUCAGUCUAAAUAUAAAACGAUUAUUUAAUCGAUUGUUGAUAUUGUUACUCAUUAUAAAGCCUACAUGAUAAAGUCUUCUAGUUCAGCGGGUCCAUCAUCCUCUUCUCACCAGAUGAAGGAAAACAACCACCCCUCCAGUGGUCAGGCCUUCCUUGACCAUAUCAAGCCAUGCUGGUACUGGGACAAGAAGGACCUGGCCCACACCCCGUCCCAGUCUGAGGGCCUGGACCCAGCCACAGAGGCCCGGUACCGCAGGGAGGGGGCCCGGUUCAUCUUCGAUGUGGGGACCAGACUCGGACUACAUUAUGACACCUUGGCAACAGGUAUCAUCUACUUCCACCGCUUCUACAUGUUUCACUCUUUCAAACAGUUCCCCAGAUAUGUGACUGGUGCGUGUUGUCUCUUCUUGGCUGGGAAAGUGGAGGAGACUCCUAAGAAAUGUAAAGACAUCAUCAAGACGGCUCGCAGCUUACUGAACGACGUACAGUUUGCCCAGUUUGGAGACGACCCAAAGGAUUUUCGCCAUCAACAGGAAGAGGUUAUGGUUCUAGAGAGGAUCCUGCUACAGACGAUCAAGUUUGACCUGCAAGUGGAACAUCCUUACAUGUUCCUGCUGCGCUACGCCAAACAGCUCAAAGGUGACAAAACCAAAGUUCAGAAGCUGGUGCAGAUGGCCUGGACCUUCGUCAACGACAGUCUGUGCACCAUGCUGUCCCUGCAGUGGGAACCAGAGAUCAUAGCUGUAGCAGUCAUGUACCUGGCUGGACGGCUGUGUAAGUUUGACCUCCAGGAGUGGACGUCCAAGCAGUCGUCACGGCGAUGGUGGGAGCAGUUUGUCCAGGACGUCCCAGUGGAGCUGCUGGAAGACAUCUGUCAUCAGAUCCUGGACUUGUACUCCCAGGGGAAGACCCCCAUCCCCUCGGGUCUGGAGAGGAGACCAAGCAGAGAGGACCCCCAGCCCCCUGGCCCAGCCCCCCCACAGCCUCCAGGGGGUGUCCCACUACCCCCUCCACCCAAGAGGAUCUCCCCCCAAGGCAGCCCCCCACGCCAUCUGAAACGCUCACAUACCUCUCCAAAAGAGGAACCUAAACCUCCAGAACAAGUGGGUUCUAAGAUUCCACGGCUGGAGAGCCCUAUGCCCCCCCUGCCCGCUUCACAACCGCUGCCUGAUCGUAAGGCUCCCCCAGUGCCUCCUGAAGCUGAGCCAGCCGCGGGUAGCGAGCCGUUCCCCCCCCCCUCUCACGCGCCACCCCCCCACCAGCCCCCUCCCCUGCCCCACCGCCCCCCUCCUCCUCCUCCCUCUAGUUACAUCAUGGGAAUGUCCACCUCUAGCUCCUACAUGUCAGGAGAAGGCUUCCAAAGCCUUCAGUCUAUAAUGAAGACAGGGGAACCAUCCUACCCCCCCAUGCCCCCCAACUAUGGUCCCCCCAUGCCCUAUCAUCCUCAUGUCUACCCCAACGCUCCACCCCCUGGCCCCCCACCCAGCGCCUACCCACCCCCCAACCUGCCCCCUCCCUCUCCGGCCUACCCUCCACCAGGCUACAACUACCCUGAGUACCCCCCUCCACGCAUGCCCCCAGGACACGGGGUGCCACCUCCGGGGAUGGGCAUGCCUCCUGGGGGGUACCCUCCACCGCCAGGCCAGCCCCAGGUGCCCCUGCCACCCCCUGGCAUGCCAAUGAACCGUGGGGGAUGGAUGAGAUGAAAGGAGGAGAGAGGGGAGGAUGAAAGAGUGACAACUAGAGGAAUGUCUGAAGCUAACAGUACACUUCCUGUUGUGCAUACCUUUAGCUGGGUCGUGUUCAUUAGUCACCAAAUGGAAGAAACUGACUACUGAGGGACUACCUGCACUUGUCCAAAUAGAAAUGCUAAUUUUCGUUUCUGUUGCAAAACUGUUUGGUACACUGUGUCCUAAUGAAUACAACCCUGGGGUCCACUGGAGAUGUCAACAAAGGAUUUUUACCUCAGAGAGCCAUGUCUGUUGUUCUACAUUGUCUUGGUUGCUUGUGGAAUCCCAGGCAUGUAAAGGUUACGACCCCUGGAACCUGUCCUGCCAUUCUGUAGAGAUUCUAUCAGUUCCACAUUCCAUGUGGUUCCUUUUGAGAAAGACGAGGCAGAUAAUAUUGAAGUCUUAACAUGGUUGAACAUAUUUUGAGACGCACUGAAAGGAAAUACAAUUUAUAUUUAGACGGAAGGUUCGAAUGAUGCAAUAAAACCUGCUUGUUUUUGCUUUGAUUUUUAGUUGGCAUCGAAAAAGGUUAUGUUCAGUGCUGUGAUAACUUGUGUAUAUGUGUGGAGAACAAGUUGGGUUGAUCGCAGAAAAUACCAAACACAUUUUUUUGUCUUUUUAUUUAGCUGUGUGAAUGUUGGUUGGUCUGUAAGACGUAUUGGACUGGAUGUAACAUGUGUUAUAUCAGGAAUAGCACUUCCACUGUUACGGUCAUGAGCUGAAAGACAUCGGUAACCCAUAUCUGGCUGAACAGUCGGUGGAAAGGACCCUGGACAGGCAGGAGUGUAUUUGUACAUGAUUAAGUUACUAGCUCUAGACAGCUCAUAUCCUUAGUUAAUCAGGCUUUACUUUAAGACAAUUGUGUUCUCCCACACUUGCUUUUGUCUCACAGGCACUCGGGAUAAUAAAAUAAAAAGUAUAAACUAG
Molecule: messenger RNA, 2707 nt
Organism: Oncorhynchus keta (chum salmon)
Lineage: Eukaryota; Metazoa; Chordata; Actinopteri; Salmoniformes; Salmonidae
Gene: ccnk
Product: cyclin K
Biological process (GO): positive regulation of DNA-templated transcription, elongation; regulation of transcription by RNA polymerase II
Cellular component (GO): cyclin/CDK positive transcription elongation factor complex; nucleus
Molecular function (GO): cyclin-dependent protein serine/threonine kinase activator activity
Source: RefSeq, a predicted model, not a curated record